AGUUCAUAAGGUGAAAUUGAUAAUGACAUGAUGAGAAAAGCCGCCCGCCCGCAUACAAUUAGAAAAACUUCAGGACCAGAAACCAGAGUUUCACUUGGAGUGGCCUUAGGGAAUACAUGAUCGAAGUGAUUACACAAUAAGAGUGAUUCCUUGGUAAUGCUGGACUGACUUCCUUCAAGACAGCCUUCCGAGUUACUUAGCCAAAGAAAAUAUGUUAUGGCGAAUUACUGAGCAACUUCGUUUAGAAGAUUUUUUAAUGAGAAAUUAUAUUACCUCCAUCGGCUCUUCUCAUGAAAUGUUUUUAUUUGACUUCACAUCACAUGACCCCCCCCACACACACACACAGUCUGAGUAUGCCGUUUCAGAAGGACUUUGUGAUAAUCCAGUCCAAUCGUAUGAGGAAGCCAUAAAGCUCCGCCUUCCUCUCGGGUAGUCUCUCCCUGUCCACCUUCACCUAUCCCUCGGCCACAUCCAUCACACACUCACAGACUGGCCAAAGCUCAAGUAUGGUGAUGAGGGUUAGUCCGUGUGAUCACAUGACCCGGCUUUAUACCACUUGCCCUUAGGCAAUACGUACCAAUACCUGUACCUCACAUGCAAACAAACACCUUAUGUACAUCUAAUAGAUGAUCAAGCAGCUUGUAUAAUAUUGUGGUCAUAAAUUCGGCGGCUGAUAAGUUUUACAUUGUAUAGCCUCGUUCCCAGGCCGUUUGUUCUCUAAUUGAACGCUAAGUCGAAAAAGGGCCUGGUAUCCAUUGUUAGUGCUCAUGCGCACCACACUUACCCGAGUAAUCGUACUACGAACGUAAAACUUUUUGUAAAUAAUACCUACCCCACACGCCGGAUUAUUGUGAGUAACAAUUGUUUUAUGGCAGUUCAUAUAUAAUUAAAUAUACACAUUCAAACUAAUUCCACACGAUUUACUCGAAAGCGAACAAAUGUAUAACUUCCAUUCUUGAACAUGUACUCUGUUUCAACUUGGUCUUGUGGAAAAAAUAGAUGAUACCCACUACCAUCGCUUAUGACACAGUCAUAUCCCCUCUCAAUAGGGUAUUCCUUGAAAUUGAAUACUUGUAUUUGAGUCCAUUUCUUUAACUUGUAGCUGUAUAUAUCUACGGUGACUCUUCCUGUGAAUGGCCACUGAAGCGUAUCAUCAAAUUCCCCUCUCAUUAUGAAAGCAUACACUGACAUGUGAGUAUUCGUUCCAGUGUUGGAUCCGUUCGGGUAUAUUUGUAAGCUCAUUUUGUACCCUUUAGGAUGAGAAUAAAUGGUGGGCUCAUUAUUGUACAGUUGUCUUUCUUGUAUUGCCGAUAGUUGUACACGGUAAAGUAGAACGGAGGUACUGGUGGUAGCGGUCUAGCUUCCAUUUGCUGUUUCAAUAACGUAUUUUCAGCCUCAAGUGCUGUCACAUUAUUCUUAAUUUCUCUAUUCUCGGUAGCUAGCAUUUCUAAUUUUCUAGCAAGAAAAGCCACCUGCACUUCAUUGGUCGAUUAGCACAAUUGUCAGCCUCAUGAGAAGCAAUCGCUCGUCGCUCGAACUUUCCCUGCACUUAUACUUGCACUCAAUCAUGACAAAGCCACAUCCCCCUAUAGAGUUAGCCGUGGGGUUGAGGUGGUGGUCCACUUGUCCUAGCUCCCCUUGCCAGUUACAGCCCUGGGCCUUCUUGGGACAAUACACCCUCAGGGCAUUCACCUCUCGGGCCACACCCUUGUGGAGAAGUGUCAUGAAGUCUGGAGAAUUGCAGAGAGGACAAGGCUUUCUGUUACUCUUGAUUCGACCAAUGCAAGGGUCACAAAAGUGGUUACCACAGCAACUGAUGACCAUGGAGUCUCGUAGCGUCAAAAGGCAUAUUGAACACUCCAAAGAUUUGGGGGGCUGAUCUACAAAAUCGUAAUCGUAACCUCCACUGAAUUUAGCCAUUUCUCAAGCCAGCUGCAUGUAGAAACAAAAUGUUGGUAGCUAUAUAUAAUUCUAGUAUAAUAAUUAUUAUAACUAGUGUUCAAGCUGGCGCUGUGCUAAUGCCUCUCGCCAUGUUUUUGCUUUCGCUGAAAAGUAUUAGAGUGUUAUAUUAGUUUCUAUAAUGAAUUUUAUAUUAAAGUUAGCUUAUCUAUAUAAAAUCACUGAGAAGAAAAGACUUAUUUACAUGCAUCUAUUGUUGUAUUAUGUGGCUUACUAGGACCUCAGGAAAGAAGAAAAAUUGAUUCUUCCAGGAUCUGUAGUUCAGUGUAUAUAAGAAAGACCUGUGUACAUGCAUAUUGUUAUCUAUAUUGUUAUAUGGUAGUGUUUUGACUGUGGCUUACCAGGCCUUCAAGACAAAGAUGAUUCUGCCAGGAGGAUCUGGAUCUGGAUCUUGGAUAUUUAUUUCUCACGUUGGGAAUGAGCGCGCAUGCGCAUUACAUCCACAGGAAUAAUUAAAGGUGUGUCCAAAGAGAUCAAAUGGCUACUGCUAGCUAGCUGUUUUAACAGAUAUUUUCUGAGUAUUGUAGCUAACAAAAAGCUAGCGCUUUAGUGCAAGGCUAACUCAUAUGUUGAAUAGAAAGUUUGUGCGGACAGAUGAUGCUAUGAAAGAUUCUGAAGAGACUGCAACAGCCUUCAAUAUCUGACAGGCUGUAUGGAUGGCUCCGUGGUGAUGUGGGAGUCAGUUGGUAACCGUCUCCACCCAGAUUCCCCCAUGCUCUGGGGCCAGCGUCACCAUGAUAUUAUUCACUCCAGAGGGAAACAAAGUGGUUGAAUAUUUAUAGUUUGAGUGUGCACUGUAAAACUGGAGCUUUUGGGAAAUGUAUGUCAUUGUGUACCCACUUCUUCAUUAUUCAUGGAUUCACAUUUAUAGAUUUCUGGGGUGCAUAUUUGUUGCUUGUACACGUACUUAGAUUGGCUACCAAAUGAAAUCAAUAUGCAUUGCAUAGUGAACCUUUCCUUAGUGCCAUUGUCCCUCCCCCCCGAAAUUGGCCCAUCUGUACUGUUUUCACUGGCUUCCCAAUGGAAUUACUAUGAAGCCUCAUUAAUGCGUUUUCUACCUCCAUACGUACAUGCAUACAGUCAAGAUAAUCUCUCUUUACCAUAAGUGUCACCUGUGCAGGUUCAAUAUAAUAGUAUAUAUAAUUUAUGCCUCUUUACCAUUCGCAUACAUCACAGUAGCCUCGAUUCAAGGCCUUGAAUCGAGGCUAACAUCACAGGUUCUGGACAGCAAUUCAUUUGAGGAGCUUGCCUCGUACCCCGGCCUCCAUGCCAACGUCUGAGCAUGCCGUUUCAGAAGGAGAACUUUGUGAUGAUCCAGUCCAAUCGUGUGAGGAAGCCACAAAGCUCUGCCUUCCUCUCGGGUCGUCUAGAUCUCUCCCUGUCCACCUUCACCCAUCCCUCUAUUUUCUAUACUCUAUGAUCUAUGGUUGUAGUGAGCAACAAUUAAGAUUCACUGUUACAGUAUAGAGUAUGUAGAUGAUAUUAUUAUAUACAUGUAAUUUGCACGCAUGUCCCCUGCAGUUGAUGAGGAGGAACGUGGUUGGAGUGCAGAGAAUGGCCCCCCACCCCACUCUGGCUUAUUAUCUGACUGGCUGUAUGGAUGGCUCCGUGGUGAUGUGGGAGUUUGGUAACCGUCUCCACCCAGAUUCCCCCAGGCUCUGGGGCCAGCGUCACCAUGAUAUUAUUCACUCCAGAGGGAAACAAAUAGCCUCGAUUCAAGGCCUUGAAUCAAGGCUAACAUCACAGGUUCUGGACAGCAAUUCAUUUGAGGAGCUUGCCUCGUACCCCGGCCUCCAUGCCAACGUCUGAGCAUGCCGUUUCAGAAGGAGAACUUUGUGAUGAUCCAGUCCAAUCGUGUGAGGAAGCCACAAAGCUCUGCCUUCCUCUCGGGUCGUCUAGAUCUCUCCCUGUCCACCUUCACCCAUCCCUCUAUUUUCUAUACUCUAUGAUCUAUGGUUGUAGUGAGCAACAAUUAAGAUUCACUGUUACAGUAUAGAGUAUGUAGGUGAUAUUAUUAUAUACAUGUAAUUUGUACGCAUGUCCCCUGCAGUUGAUGAGGAGGAACGUGGUUGGAGUGCAGAGAAUGGCCCCCCACCCCACUCUGGCUUAUUAUCUGAUUAGCUGUAUAUAUGGAUGGCUCCGUGGUGAUGUGGGUGUUUGGUAACUCUCGGCCAGUCUCCACCCAGAUUCCCCCGGGCUCUGGGCCCAGCGUCCGAUUCACUUCAGAGGGAAACAUAGUGUUUCGCUUAUUAAACCUUUAUUGGAUUGGUCCAUUUUUGUGCUACUGAUAUAGGUUAAUUUUUAACAGUUAAUUUGUUUCACUGUACCCAAAAAUGUACGAUUAUAAUAAUAAUAAAUGGCAUUUGAGUUCCUAUACCAGCUAAUGGUUCAUACUCCUCACCCCAACAGUAUAUGGAGUAACAUGUGACCAUUAUUGCUGUUGCUAAAUAUAAUUAUAGCUAGCAGCUUUCAUUAAUUGUAGUGAGUGAUAAGAUUGUUACACUAGUUACAACCAUGUGCUUCCAGUGUUGUUGAUAUGAGUUUCCCUUGCAGUUAAUGGGUGUGGCCCAUGUAAGGGUGCACAGUAGCCCCAUAUAGGUGAGCCUGUUGCAUGGAGGAGGAACGUGGUUGGAGUGCGGAGAAUGGCCCCCCUCACCCCACGCUGGCUUAUUAUCUGACUGGCUGUAUGGAUGGCUCCGUGGUGAUGUGGGAAUUUGGUAACCCUCGGCCAGUCUCCACCCAGAUUCUCCCGGGCUCUGGGGCCAGCGUCACCAUGAUACGAUUCACUCCAGAGGGAAACAAAUAUGGAGUGACUGACAACAGUGGCAAGCUGUCGCUAUGGCAAGGGAUACACACAGCUGCCCGCAAGCCCUACCACUCUCUAUACUCUGGUAUGAAGCACCUCAGUGACUUUCUGUUCCUCGGCUCCUCCAGUUUCAUAGCAACCUGUGGGGACGGCAGCGACAACAGUCUGAGUAUGCCGUUUCAGAAGGACUUUGUGAUAAUCCAGUCCAAUCGUAUGAGGAAGCCACAAAGCUCCGCCUUCCUCUCGGGUAGUCUCUCCCUGUCCACCUUCACCUAUCCCUCGGCCACAUCCAUCACACACUCACAGACUGGCCAAAGCUCAAGUAUGGUGAUGAGGGUUAGUCCGUGUGAUCACAUGACCCGGCUUUAUACCACUUGCCCUUAGGCAAUACGUACCAAUACCUGUACCUCACAUGCAAACAAACACCUUAUGUACAUCUAAUAGAUGAUCAAGCAGCUUGUAUAAUAUUGUGGUCAUAAAUUCGGCGACUGAUAAGUUUUACAUUGUAUAGCCUCGUUCCCAGGUCGUUUGUUCUCUAAUUGAACGCUAAGUCGAAAAAGGGCCUGGUAUCCAUUGUUAGUGCUCAUGCGCACCACACUUACCCGAGUAAUCGUACUACGAACGUAAAACUUUUUGUAAAUAAUACCUACCCCACACGCCGGAUUAUUGUGAGUAACAAUUGUUUUAUGGCAGUUCAUAUAUAAUUAAAUAUACACAUUCAAACUAAUUCCACACGAUUUACUCGAAAGCAAACAAAUGUAUAACUUCCAUUCUUGAACAUGUACUCUGUUUCAACUUGGUCUUGUGGAAAAAAUAGAUGAUACCCACUACCAUCGCUUAUGACACCGUCAUAUCCCCUCUCAAUAGGGUAUUCCUUGAAAUUGAAUACUUGUAUUUGAGUCCAUUUCUUUAACUUGUAGCUGUAUAUAUCUACGGUGACUCUUCCUGUGAAUGGCCACUGAAGCGUAUCAUCAAAUUCCCCUCUCAUUAUGAAAGCAUACACUGACAUGUGAGUAUUCGUUCCAGUGUUGGAUUCGUUCGGGUAUAUUUGUAAGCUCAUUUUGUAGCCUUUAGGAUGAGAAUAAAAUGGUGGGCUCAUUAUUGUACAGUUGUCUUUCUUGUAUUGCCGAUAGUUGUACAUGGUAAAGUAGAACGGAGGUACUGGUGGUAGCGGUCUAGCUUCCAUUUGCUGUUUCAAUAACGUAUUUUCAGCCUCAAGUGCUGUCACUUUAUUCUUAAUUUCUCUAUUCUCGGUAGCUAGCAUUUCUAAUUUUCUAGCAAGAAAAGCCACCUGCACUUCAUUGGUCGAUUAGCACAAUUGUCAGCCUCAUGAGAAGCAAUCGCUCGUCGCUCGAACUUUUCCCUGCACUUAUACUUGCACUCAAUCAUGACAAAGCCACAUCCCCCUAUAGAGUUAGCCGUGGGGUUGAGGUGGUGGUCCACUUGUCCUAGCUCCCCUUGCCAGUCACAGCCCUGGGCCUUCUUGGGACAAUACACCCUCAGGGCAUUCACCUCUCGGGCCACACCCUUGUGGAGAAGUGUCAUGAAGUCUGGAGAAUUGCAGAGAGGACAAGGCUUUCUGUUACUCUUGAUUCGACCAAUGCAAGGGUCACAAAAGUGGUUACCACAGCAACUGAUGACCAUGGAGUCUCGUAGCGUCAAAAGGCAUAUUGAACACUCCAAAGAUUUGGGGGGCUGAUCUACAAAAUCGUAAUCGUAACCUCCACUGAAUUUAGCCAUUUCUCAAGCCAGCUGCAUGUAGAAACAAAAUGUUGGUAGCUAUAUAUAAUUCUAGUAUAAUAAUUAUUAUAACUAGUGUUCAAGCUGGCGCUGUGCUAAUGCCUCUCGCCAUGUUUUUGCUUUCGCUGAAAAGUAUUAGAGUGUUAUAUUAGUUUCUAUAAUGAAUUUUAUAUUAAAGUUAGCUUAUCUAUAUAAAAUCACUGAGAAGAAAAGACUUAUUUACAUGCAUCUAUUGUUGUAUUAUGUGGCGUACUAGGACCUCAAGAAAGAAGAAAAAUUGAUUCUUCCAGGAUUUGUAGUUCAGUGUAUAUAAGAAAGACCUGUGUACAUGCAUAUUGUUAUCUAUAUUGUUAUAUGGUAGUGUUUUGACUGUGGCUUACCAGGCCUUCAAGACAAAGAUGAUUCUGCCAGGAGGAUCUGGAUCUGGAUCUUGGAUAUUUAUUUCUCACAUUGGGAAUGAGCGCGCAUGCGCAUUACAUCCACAGGAAUAAUUAAAGGUGUGUCCAAAGAGAUCAAAUGGCUACUGCUAGCUAGCUGUUUUAACAGAUAUUUUCUGAGUAUUGUAGCUAACAAAAAGCUAGCGCUUUAGUGCAAGGCUAACUCAU
Molecule: messenger RNA, 7110 nt
Organism: Halichondria panicea
Lineage: Eukaryota; Metazoa; Porifera; Demospongiae; Suberitida; Halichondriidae
Product: dmX-like protein 2
Exons: 10
Coding region: 4571-5149 (192 amino acids)
Biological process (GO): vacuolar acidification
Cellular component (GO): RAVE complex
Molecular function (GO): protein binding
Source: RefSeq, a predicted model, not a curated record